AUGGACGACCCCUUUGUCACGCAACAGCUCCGGCUGGUGAUUGUCCAUUCCUUAGACACAUUCAACUACUGCAACGCAGAGUUUGCUGCUGAGCACUUAGUGGCGCUGAAUCCCUUGGACCCCGACCUGCUCUAUUUGUACACACUAGUGCUCUACAGACAAAACAAAUUUAAGCUGGCGUUCAACAGGACGUCUUCAGACUUGGCCCAUUCACAUUUGGGAUGUUCAUACAUUUACGCUCGCCUGUGUCUUCAUUUGGGCAAAUACAAGGAGGGCGUUCACACGUUGGUGAGUCUUCUGCCGCUUUACAAUGAAACAGCCACAAGCAGCUCGCUGGAGUCUCGAGACCUGCUGCUUCCAUGGAAUGCUCUGCCUGAACCAGAAGACCCAGCUGCAUUUUUUUCUCUGCCAAAACAGCGACACGAUUACGAGACUAACAGACGUUUAUACCCUGACCUGUCUGCGGUGUACCACCUACUCGGAGACUUGUACAAAGCCAUGGGGGACACAACAAAAGCUGCGUUGAAUUAUUCUACAGCGCUCAAGUACAAUGCAUUUGACUUUGAAGCGUUCCAGGAAUUGGCCCGCCUCGGUGCUGACGUGAAGGUGAAGAGCAUAUAUAAGCCCUCCCAGCGCCGGACGCUGCCUCUGCCUGUACUCGAACCCAAGAGCACGAACACUUCCGCCACUACUAGUAACGCCACCAACACUAAUGACUCGGCAGGGAUCUCCAACCCUUUUGCCACGCCGAGGUUGGCGAAAAACGUUGACAUUUCCACUCCUCGCAUCCUCAGCGCCUCAGUGCCUGACGCUCCUUUGAGGCGACCUCAGAACGAUGAGUUUAUCAAGCCUCCACCGCCACAAGCCUUUGGCCAGCAACAACAGGUGCCUCUUAUUCAAGUCCAAUCGCAAGCUUCAAAAAAGCUGCAUCAUUUCUCUAGAAAGCCCUCAUUUGCACCUCCUAAUUCAUACACCCGGCAAGGUCUCAAACGCAACUCGUCACAGAGCUUUGUAUCCGAGACUAGACUGCCGUCACAAAAGGACGUUGACGCAGCGGACCUCACUCUCCGGAAGCUAUACUCCUCAUUGGCGAAGGUAUACAAGUGUUUCUGUAGGUACGACUGCUACAAAGCAAUUCGUCUUUUGGAGUCAAUGCCGCAGCAUAUAAAGGGAACCCCUUGGGCUCUUAGUAAGCUAGGGCGUCUUCAUUUUGAAAUUGUCAACUACAAGCAAUCCAGAAGGUACUUUGUGCGGUUGCGCCAAGCGGACAGAACCAGACUCGAGGACAUGGAGUAUUACUCCACACUUCUCUGGCACCUACAAAAAAACGUUGAGCUCACGUACUUGGCAAACGAGGUCCACGACAUUGACUCACAACUGCCAAUCACAUGGUGCGUCAUGGGCAAUUUAUUUUCCUUGACCAGAGAACCAGAUGAGGCGAUAAAGUGUUUUGACAAGGCUAUCAAGCUCGAUCCCCAAUUCACCUACGCUCACACCCUCAAGGGCCACGAGUAUUACUCUAGUGAUAACUACGAGAAAGCGCUCGAUUGCUUCAGGUUGAGUCUCCUCUUGGAUCCUCGUCAUUACAACGCGCUCUACGGCAUUGGCAUGGUAUACAUAAACUUGGGGGAGCUACAUAAGGCCGACUUCCACUUCAAAAAAGCCGUUUCCAUUAAUCCCAUCAACGUGAUUCUUAUCUGCUGCGUGGGAAUGGUGUUGGAGAAGCUAGGUAAAAAAUCGUUGGCGUUGAAACAGUACGAUUUGGCUAGUAAGCUCCAGCCACUUAGCGCCCUCCCUGCCUUCAAAAAGGCAUCGCUACUCUUCUCUCUACAGCAAUUUGACAAAGCUUUGGAGCAGUUCGAGCUUGUCAAAGAGCUUGCGCCGAAUGAGGCAUCUGUCCAUUUCCUUCUUGCGCAGCUUUACAAUAUCCAAAACGACAAAUACCUGGCUAUACGAGAGUUCACCAUUGCCUUGAACCUCGAUUCAAAGGGCAACUACCUAAUUCGUGAGGCCAUGGAGAUGCUUAAAGAAACGUAA
This is a messenger RNA of Candidozyma auris, 2037 nucleotides long. It is a transcript of the gene CDC27, whose product is annotated as anaphase promoting complex subunit CDC27. NCBI's taxonomy places the organism in Eukaryota, Fungi, Ascomycota, Pichiomycetes, Serinales, Metschnikowiaceae. The record is from RefSeq and is a predicted model, not a curated record. Gene Ontology annotation, biological process: cell division. The coding region runs from base 1 to 2037 and encodes 678 amino acids. Gene Ontology annotation, molecular function: protein binding. The transcript has a single exon.